Molecule: messenger RNA, 4820 nt
Organism: Xyrauchen texanus (razorback sucker)
Lineage: Eukaryota; Metazoa; Chordata; Actinopteri; Cypriniformes; Catostomidae
Product: activity-dependent neuroprotector homeobox protein-like
Exons: 5
Coding region: 548-3460 (970 amino acids)
Biological process (GO): regulation of gene expression
Cellular component (GO): nucleus
Molecular function (GO): DNA binding
Source: RefSeq, a predicted model, not a curated record
GUUCGCCAUUUUGAACAGGCUGGGCUGUUGUGUGGAACAGUCUCGAAGAGAAAAAAAAAACCAGUUUCCUCUGUCCCGUGUUAGAAUUGCUAUUACAGAACUGGCUAUCUAAACGGCUCAUUUCAUGAACAGGUCCAUGAGGUGAAUGGAAACAUCACUGUGGUCUGUAUGAAUCCAGUUGAUGACACAAGGUGCGGAUUCUCGGGAUGAGUUUCCGAGAUCCCCCGGCGGCAGCAGCAGUAGCGCGAAGGACAACUGCAGCAUCUGUCCGGCCCGAAUAAACCACAAUCUACCUCUGUCCUCACACCCAGACGAUCAGUUGCCCUGUAAGCAAAGCGCUUGGAAAGAUUUCCAUGCGAGACCGUGAAGAAAAACAGGAAAGCCAAAUAAGUGUCCCACUUCUUAAGAACCCAAAAUGCCCAGCAUGUGACAUCUCUUCAAAGGCUGACACUUUGCCCAACCCGGUGCACCACUCAUGAAAUGAGGGCGCACCAGCCGACUUCCAUCCCAUAAGAAUUACCUGCCUGCCUAUCAUCACGCUGAAGAGAUGUUUCAGCUUCCAGUGAAUAACCUCACUCGGUUGAGGAAGGCCAGGAAGAAAGUCAAGAGACUGCUGAGUGAUAUUGGCCUUGACUACUGCAAAGAGCAUGUUGAGGACUACAAAGAGUUUGGUCCCAGUGACUCAUACAUGAAUCAAGCGUACCUUGAUGUUUGUCUGUGGGAUCCAUCCUGGACAAAGGCACAGGACUACAGAACGAAGCAGUUUUGCUGCUCUGAUUGCCCAUUUGCCUCUAAGUAUUUCUCCGCCUACAAAAACCACUUCCGCAAUGUUCACAGAGAAGACUUUGAGAGCCGAAUCCUCCUUAACUGCUCCUGUUGCACAUACAGUGGGAACAAGAGGACUCUGGAAACCCAUGUCAGGCUCUUCCACAUGCCUCAAAAUAUGGUGCGACAGGGUGCUGCAGGUCCUCAUGGAGCCCAAGUGUGGGUCAAGGACAACAUGCGGGUAGAAAAGCCCUUACCAGGCGAUCAAAAGGAGCUGCCGGUCUACUACUGCAAGAAGUGCACCUAUCGAGAUAGACUGUACAAUGUGGUGCGCAGGCACAUCUACAGGGAACACUUCCAGCAUGUGACCACACCUUAUCUUGGAAAAAACUCAGAGAAGCAAGAAAACAGUGUUGAGGCACCUGGCAACAGUCAUGGAAUCCACUGCAAGAGCUGCCACUUUUCGCCUCGUUCUUAUGAAGCACUGGUGCAGCAUGUUAUCGAGUUCCACGAGCGCAUUGGUCAUCAAGUUACCGCUAUGAUUGGACACACCAACGUCAUAGUGACGAGACCCCAAGCGAACAUGAUUCAGAGGGGCGUUACUAUCACUCCUGGUGUGCGUCCUCAGACGCCUCAAAUGAAUUGCUUCAAUAUGCCCAAAAUGGUAGGGUUACCCGUAGGCAACCAUUUUAAGCAAAGUGUUGCAGGCAACUCUGUGCCUGGUCAAGCAGUGCGCAUUACACUACCUGAUAAAGCUUUCAUGUCUGGUGCUGUCUCCCAAUCACGAGCAGGAAAACUCUUGCGCAGCUGCGGAGUCCAUGGUGCUACACAUCUUAAUGCUAAGUCAGCUUCUUUCUCCCCCUCACUCAAGAGUUUACCUCUCUCUUCAUCAGUGCAGGCUGCUACUGCCACUUUGACAUCGUUGCAGGCUAAGAAAGCCUCAGCCAAUGCUUUGAACACCGCACAAACACAGAAGUGGAAAAUUUGCACCAUCUGCAAUGAACUUUUUCCUGAGAAUGCAUAUAGUACUCAUUUUGAAAAAGAGCAUCAGGCAGAAAAGGUGAGAGCCAUGGCGAAAUAUAUCAUGAAGAUCCACAACUUUACUAGCAAGUGUUUGUAUUGUAACCGUUACUUACCCAGCGACUCUUUGUUGAACCAUAUGCUAGUGCAUGGGUUAUCAUGUCCACAGUGUCAUUCCACUUUUCAUGAAGUCGAGAAAAUUGUAGCACAUAAGCGGUUGGCCCACCCUAACGAGGUAGGGGACGCGCCAACUGGCUCUCCUCUCACAUUUGAUCUCACACUUCAACAAGGAAGUCCCAAAAAUGUUCAGCUUAUUGUAACCACCUACAACAUGAAGGAGACACCAGAAGCAUCUUCAACUGCUCAGCCACAAAACAGCGCUGUGGCGAAGUCUGCAAAGGCACCAGAGAACCAAAGUGAUUCUGUGGUCCGAAACAUGUCCCAAUCUUCGUUGUCCCAGAAGAAAGAAGUUGGUAAAACGCUCUGCCCUCUAUGCUUCACCAUUCUCAAAGGUCCCAUCUCGGAUGCCCUCGCCCAUCAUUUAAGGGACCGUCAUCAAGUACUCCAAACACUGCACCCUGUGGAGAAAAAGCUAACGUACAAGUGCAUCCACUGCCUGGGAGUGUACACGAGCAACAUGACAGCUUCCACUAUCACGCUUCAUUUGGUCCACUGCCGAGGCGUUUGCCAGACACCAAAAGGUCAGAGCAGUAAAUCUAUCUCGACUGCGCUGGGCUCACCAGGAGCUGGGUCUCUCAAGCGCGAGUUAGUUGCCUUAGAUGCAUCUGACCCCAAGAGGAGGAAAAUGGUAGACCAGUCCAGGUAUUACCCAACAGUUUUUGUUGAUAAGCCAGAGGAACCCAUUGUGUUGGCCUUAGAUCCUAAAGGUCAUGCCUAUGAGUCUUACGAGGCACGGAAAGCUUUCCUUACAGCAUAUUUUAAUCUGCAUCCCUACCCUUCCCAACGGGAGAUUGAGAAACUUGCUGCAAGUCUCUGGUUAUGGAAGUCUGAUGUCUCAAGCCAUUUUGCUAACCAUAGGCGCUCAUGUGAACGUGAUUUAAACACCCGCAAACCUGUUAUAUUACUAGGCUUUGACAUGAAGAUGGUGUGCCAGCUCAAGCAUGACAUGACCUUUGAUGGCAAAUGGUUGUUCGAGAUCAAUAAUGAAGAAAACAGUGAAUUCUCAAGGACCUCAAAAUUUAGGUCGAAAGCUCCUGUUGGGUUUUUUUGUGCAGGUGAUGGUGCUAGAGCUGUCCAAUUCAAGGAGCAGCAGACUUCAUACACUGAAAAAAGUAGUCAAAGCAACUGUGCCUUCAAGCCAUGCCCUGGAUCAUCCUCAGAACCUAUUGCCAUUGACUCAGACAGUGAUUCAGAGCCAGAAGUGAUACCUAAUGAAAAUCUGAAACGUAAUCAACAAGCUCCAGCAUUUAGGCCUUUAGUAGUUCCGUCCCACACAAAAGGAACAGUGCUGCGAGAGAGCUUCCAUUACGGAAGUGGUGCGAGGGGGAGCAGAAGCUCUCCCAGAGUUGGGGCCAAACGUCUUGAUGAGUCUGUUUCUGGAUCCAGUCCUGAAGAGGCAACCUGGUCAAACAGCAUGUCUCCUGAAGAGAGCCACUACAGACCAGCAGAACGAUUUGAAGUGAAGGGGGAAAAGGUGGGGUUGCUUGGUAGAUGAUGGCUUGUGGUGGCAAUCCCCGCUUCUAGAACUCUUCAUGCCCAGAUUUGUAGGUCAGAAUCCUUACCUCAUAUUUGGUUGACAUCAAAUGUUACAAUAUGAACAUGAUAUUAACUGUCAAUGUCAUGUCAAGCCAGAGGGGUUACACACUUUUAACUUAAAGUAAUUUUAAAGAGCAACAUGCAGGUUGGACACCCCUAUAUAGCAUAGUGUAUGUUGAUGAUAAAACAACUAGAUUUUCUGAACUGGAGUAAUAUAUAUUUAGCCAUUAACGAUAUUUUGAGAUAAAUUGUGAUAAAAUAACUUCCGCGUCUAUAAAGCACUAACCGGAAGUGACGAUGGGCUGAGGAGUCUGGUCAAGUUCAAGCUCAGGUUACAAUGGAUGCUGAAUGAAGAAACAGAGUUCUCCGGUGUGGACGAACAUGCCUAUGAUGGCCCACAGGCCUAUAAUUAUGAGCAAAUUAAGAGUUAAAAUUAUUAAAAGUAAGACUUACUCUGCUAAGUCCUCGUUUCGUUGCACAGAAUGUCUGCUAACGUUAGCACUUUGUCCUCCAGUCCAGCCCGCGCCAAAAUCCGGUGUACACUUUGACGGUGGACUUGAUUCCAUCGAGUGCACCGAGGGAACAGCAUCAGUAAUCAGCCUCACGUGGUCCUUACUCCGAAAUCCCAUCCGAGACUCCAACAAAUCUCCAGGUCGAUAAUUCUCCGAAUGAAAUGUGCGCCACAAACGACCGAGUGUGUGGUAACAGACGUGGCAGUGAAGUCUGCUCUCUUCACCUGCACAAAACGCACUCAAGACCGAAAAGCCUUGUUUUUUCUAGAAGGAAAAUGAUGGACACGAUGUCCUGACAGGCUGGAAUUCGUGCAACCAGCACAAACACAAUAAUUUACCAUUAUGGCUUCUCUAAAACUUUGUCUCUCACUACUGCUCUAACUACAUCAACACCCGCUGACCGCGAGCUCUUUUGUUUGCCUCGCCCUACGUCAUAUGACGCGUUGAUAGCGGGAAAGGCGUAUUCCAGAGCCUACCACAUUUUCAUCAAAAUCUCUACAUCAAAUGAGAUUUCAUUAGUAAUUUCUACAUAUGUGUUUUUAAAAGACCUCUGCAGACAAUAUAAAGUAUUAAUUCAGUUAUAAAUUCAACCUGCAUGUUGCUCUUUAACUCUCAAACAUUUCUGUUUUCAAAGAGCGGAAAAACUAAUAUACUGUAUGAUAAAUUUUUUCAACCAAUCCAUAGUCCUUGGUGAUUUUUUUUUUUCUCUCCCUUUUUUGUAUACUGUUCUCUGUAUUUAAUCAUACACUUGUUGGAAUUGUAACUAAAUUGAUAGGUCUAUUGUUUUUCCUGAUCAAAUAAAAAGGA